GACAAAGUGAUAAACAGUGUUACAGUAUGAAGCGAUAAGAGCAAAAUCCAAAAGCUGCGCGAAUAUCGUUUUUGUAAGACCUUAAACCGCCGGAAAAUAUGGCUGCUCCGACUGAUGGUUCGUAUAUAGCGAAAGAGAUGGAAAAGAACCUUUCCAAGCUAGCCAAGACAUUCACGGCGUCUCCAAUACAGCAGCUCUCCCUCCUCGCUCAACGCUGCAAUGCAAUCAACCUCGCCGAAGGCUUCCCCGACUUUCCUGCCCCUCCCAAUAUCAAAUCCGCCGCCGUCUCUGCCAUUAAUUCCGACUUCAACCAAUACAGACAUGUUCAAGGAGUUUGUGACAAUGUCGCGCACAUGAUGAAAGUUAUGCAUGGUCUGGAUGUAGAUUCUCAAACAGAUGUAGCUAUUUGUUGUGGACAAUCUGAGGCAUAUGCUGCAACAGUUUUUGCAUUAAUAGACAAGGGCGAUGAAGUUAUUCUAUUUGAUCCUUCUUACGAAAUAUAUGAAGCAUCUAUUCUCUUGGCUGGAGGAAUCCCAGUAUAUGUUCCACUUGAUCCACCUCAAUGGAGUUUGGACCCAGAAAAACUGACAAAGUCCUUCAGCAACAGAACAAAAGCUAUAGUACUGAACAGUCCCCACAAUCCAACAGGCAAAGUUUUCAACAAAACUGAGCUCGAUGUCAUUGCUGGAGCUUGUAUCAAGAACAAUUGCCUAGCAAUAACAGAUGAAGUUUAUGAACAUAUCAUAUUUGACGAGGAAAAACACAUAACAUUGGCUUCACUUCCAGGAAUGCAAAGCAGAACUGUCAUUACAUCUUCCUUGUCCAAAACCUAUUCUGUGACAGGUUGGAGAGUUGGAUGGGCAAUUGCACCAGCCUAUAUAGCAUCCGCAAUUAGAAAUAUGCAUAUAAGACUAACGGAUUCUGCUCCAGCCCCAUUUCAGGAAGCUGCAUUGACAGCUUUGCAAAGCCCAUUAAGUUACUAUGAAUCACUGAGGAAGGUUUAUGAAUCAAAAAGGGAUUAUGCAGUAAAACUACUGGAGGAUGUUGGAUUCGAGGUGAAAUUCAAGGUUCAGGGUUCAUUAUUUUUGUUUGUGGAGCUACCAGGGGAUUGUGUCAUGUCUGAUGUGGAAUUUAUCGAGAAACUAAUUGAAGAAGCGAGUGUGGUCGCGGUUCCUGGGUGUGGAUUCUUCCACAGAAACUCUUACUCGGAGAAAGUGUUGGCGGAUGGUGCUGGUGGUGAUUAUUCAUAUCAAGACAGAUACUUAAGGUUUGCUUUCUGCAAAAAAGACUCGACUUUGUUAGCUGCUAGAGAGAAAAUGGAAGCCUUGGUUGAUUCUUUAGGACACCUCAAGAUAUUCAAAUCUUCGAAGCCUAGUAGUAUUAUAUAGCGUGGGCAUGAUUCAUUUUUGUAUGUUUAUUGUUGUUGGAGUAUUCUGUAUUGUUUACAAUUAUUUAGAGAGAGAUGAGUUCAUUGAGCAUA
This is a messenger RNA of Impatiens glandulifera, 1480 nucleotides long. Its product is annotated as methionine aminotransferase-like. The transcript has 9 exons. Gene Ontology annotation, biological process: biosynthetic process. NCBI's taxonomy places the organism in Eukaryota, Viridiplantae, Streptophyta, Magnoliopsida, Ericales, Balsaminaceae. The coding region runs from base 99 to 1388 and encodes 429 amino acids. The record is from RefSeq and is a predicted model, not a curated record. Gene Ontology annotation, cellular component: cytoplasm. Gene Ontology annotation, molecular function: L-kynurenine:2-oxoglutarate transaminase activity; pyridoxal phosphate binding.